Messenger RNA from Penicillium expansum, 453 nucleotides. RefSeq lists its product as uncharacterized. Lineage: Eukaryota; Fungi; Ascomycota; Eurotiomycetes; Eurotiales; Aspergillaceae. The coding region runs from base 1 to 453 and encodes 150 amino acids. The record is from RefSeq and is a predicted model, not a curated record. The transcript has 2 exons.
AUGCCGCCUAAGCAAUCCAAAACUGACUCGCGCGCUGUGACCAUCCUCUUCAAGAAGCAUAAAACCACCGUGCUUCUGAUGCUCCAACCCCACGAAUCACUCAAAAACACUAAAUCAAGGCUUCUGGAUGCUCUAAAAUCCCGAGAAGUCACCGCCAUAAAUGGCGACAUUGUUCCUGACGACUCCGUGGAAAUUGAGUUCGGUGAACCUGUCGACCGAGCAGACCUCGAGAAAGGCUGGAAGCGCCUCCAGGUAGAUGCGUCACAAAAUGAGUCAGUAACUAUAAUGGAAGCGGGUCUGCAGAACGGACAUUCAAUUGCCUUCCGUUUCAAGAAAUCCACUGAGAGUCAGAAUGGCGGUCUUGAUAUGGACCUUGACGGUGAGGAUCCAGGCUGGGAUGUCAUCAUACCAAGCUACGAGGAAGAGCCGGAGAAAGAGCUAGGGCAAUUAUGA